UGGGCUUAUAUAAAUGUCAAAUCCACAUUUUCCCUUUCUCACAUUUUCUCCUUCUCUCUCCGAUCCUACACUUCCACUUCUCAACUCCUCUCCCAAUUUUUUGACUCUCAUCUUUGAGACAGACAUGGCCACAGCCGGUAAGGUCAUCAAGUGUAAGGCAGCAGUGGCCUGGGAGCCCAACAAGCCUUUGGUGAUCGAGGAGAUCGAGGUGGCGCCUCCUCAGGCCAAUGAGAUCCGCAUCAAGAUGGUGGCCACUGGGGUGUGCCACACAGACCUGUACCACCUGUUUGAGAGUAUGCAUAAAGACGGCUUCCCGGCAGUCCUGGGCCAUGAGGGAGCUGGCAUAGUAGAGAGCGUCGGCCCUGGCGUCACUGAAUUUCAGCCAGGAAACAAGGUUAUACCUUUGUUCAUCUCCCAGUGCGGAGAAUGCCGCUUCUGUAAGAGUCCCAAGACCAACCAGUGUGAAAAAGGAUGGGCUGCUGCUCAUAUAGGAGAGAUGGCAUUAGCUGACUCCAGGUUUACCUGUAAGGGCAAGAAGGUGCUGCAGUUUAUGGGAACCAGCACCUUCUCUGAGUACACUGUGAUGAACCAGAUAGCUGUGGCUAAGAUCGACCCUGCUGCUCCUCUGGACAAGGUCUGCCUCCUCGGCUGUGGCAUCUGCACCGGAUAUGGAGCAGCAGUUAAUACUGCUAAGGUGGAACCAGGCUCCACGUGUGCUGUGUUUGGCCUGGGAGCUGUGGGUUUGGCUGCAGUCAUGGGCUGCAAGUCUGCAGGAGCUAAGAGGAUCAUUGCUGUUGACAUCAAUCCAGAGAAGUUUGAGAAGGCCAAAGUGUUUGGUGCAACCGACUUCGUGAACCCCAAAGAUCACAAUAAAUCCAUUGACAAGGUGCUGUCUGACAUGACCAACGGAGGAGUGGACUACUCCCUGGAAUGUACUGGCAAUGUGGCAGUCAUGCGCAGUGCCUUGGAGUCUUGUGUGAAAGGUUGGGGCGUCAGCGUGAUUGUUGGAUGGACAGACAUGAACGAUUUUGCUGCCCGACCCAUUCAGCUCAUCAGUGGACGCACAUGGAAGGGAUCCCUGUUUGGAGGAUUCAAGAGUAAGGAUGGCGUACCUCAGAUGGUCAAAGCCUACCUGGACAAGAAGGUGAAGCUGGAUGAGUUCAUCACUCACAACAUGACUUUGGCCCAGGUCAACAACGCAAUUGAACUGAUGAAGCGCGGCCAGUGCAUCCGGACAGUUCUGAGUAUUUCUCCACAGUGAGACCACUGCGUUGUCUUCAGUGAUAAGGAAAUCAUUCUCAGUCAUCAUCUGUAGCCUCGUCAUGCCAAGUUCUUUCAGCCCGUGCACAACAUAUGUAUGUGACCUUGAUCUGAUCGUUCAACAGAUCGUGUGCAGAUUGCGGUCGUAAAAAUCAUUAUCAGGGUUUGUACCAAAAAUAUCAAGAGCACAUGUGGAGAAAAAUAAAUUCCAAACGGAUCA
Mugil cephalus (flathead mullet) is the source of this 1480-nucleotide messenger RNA. Its product is annotated as alcohol dehydrogenase 1-like. Gene Ontology annotation, molecular function: zinc ion binding; S-(hydroxymethyl)glutathione dehydrogenase [NAD(P)+] activity. Lineage: Eukaryota; Metazoa; Chordata; Actinopteri; Mugiliformes; Mugilidae. Gene Ontology annotation, biological process: formaldehyde catabolic process. Gene Ontology annotation, cellular component: cytosol. The transcript is spliced from 9 exons. The coding region runs from base 14 to 1261 and encodes 415 amino acids. The record is from RefSeq and is a predicted model, not a curated record.